AUGGAGACCAAAGUGGGAUCAGUGGACGGGGUGGCGAAGCCAGUGAGCAACGACGUGGGCGGGCUGCCGUCGGCGACGUGCCACACCCUCUCGCCGUCUGCGGUUGCCUGUUCCUCGGAUGCCACCCUCGGGCGCCACCUCGCCCGUCGCCUCGUCCAGUUGGGCGUCACCGACGUCUUCGCCGUGCCCGGGGACUUCAACCUCACCCUCCUCGACCACCUCAUCGCGGAGCCCGGCCUCCGCCUCAUCGGCUGCUGCAACGAGCUCAACGCCGGCUACGCCGCCGAUGGCUACGCCCGCUCCCGUGGCGUCGGCGCCUGCGUCGUCACCUUCACCGUCGGCGGCCUCAGCGUCCUCAACGCCAUCGCCGGCGCGUACAGCGAGAACCUUCCCCUGAUCUGCAUCGUCGGCGGGCCCAACACCAACGACUACGGCACCAACAGGAUCCUGCACCACACCAUUGGCCUCCCCGACUUCUCCCAGGAGGUGCGCUGCUUCCAGACCGUCACUUGCUACCAGGCGGUGGUGAACAAUCUCGAAAACGCUCACGAGCUCCUCGACACCGCCAUCUCCACCGCCAUGAAGGACAGCAAGCCCGUCUAUAUCAGCAUCAGCUGUAACCUUCCCGCCAUUCCGCAUCCCACGUUCAGCCGGGAUCCCGUUCCCUUCUUUCUCUCCCCCAGGUUGAGCAAUCAGAUGGGCUUAGAUGCGGCCGUGGAAGCCGCAGCUGAGUUCCUCAACAAGGCUGUGAAGCCGGUCAUGGUCGGAGGCCCCAAGAUCAGGGUAGCCAAGGCAGGCAAGGCGUUCGUGGAAUUAGCCGACGCGUGCGGCUACGCGAUCGCCGUCAUGCCGGCGGCGAAGGGGCUCGUGCCAGAGCACCACCCGAGGUUCAUCGGCACCUAUUGGGGAGCCGUCAGCACUGCCUUCUGCGCCGAGAUCGUGGAGUCCGCAGAUGCCUACGUCUUCGCCGGGCCUAUCUUCAAUGACUACAGCUCCGUGGGAUACUCCCUCCUCCUCAAGAAGGAGAAGUCGAUCAUCGUGCAGCCUGACCGGGUGGUGGUGGCCAACGGGCCGGCGUUCGGGUGCAUCCUUAUGAAGGAUUUCCUUCGGGCGCUGGCCAAACGCCUCAACUGCAACAAGACGGCCUACGAAAACUAUAGCCGGAUCUUCGUGCCCAGGGGGGCACCACCCGAAUGCCAACCCGACGAGCCACUAAGGGUGAACAUUCUGUUCAAGCACAUCCAAAACAUGCUGUCGAGCGCUACGGCCGUGAUCGCGGAGACCGGCGACUCAUGGUUCAACUGCCAGAAGCUGAAUCUGCCACAGGGAUGUGGAUAUGAAUUCCAAAUGCAGUACGGUUCCAUCGGAUGGUCGGUGGGAGCAACACUAGGAUACGCGCAGGCGGCCAAGGAUAAGCGUGUCAUUGCCUGCAUCGGUGACGGAAGCUUUCAGGUAACAGCGCAGGACAUUUCCACCAUGCUGCGGUGCGAGCAGAAGAGCAUCAUAUUCCUCAUAAACAACGGAGGGUACACCAUCGAGGUCGAAAUACAUGAUGGCCCAUACAACGUUAUCAAGAACUGGAACUACACCGCCUUGGUCGAUUCCAUCCACAACGGCGAAGGCAAAUGUUGGACGACAAAGGUGCAACGCGAGGAGGAGCUGAAGAAGGCAAUCGAGACGGCAACCAACGAGAAGAGUGAUUGCUUGUGCUUCAUCGACGUCGUCGUGCACAAGGAUGACACGAGCAAAGAACUGCUGGAGUGGGGCUCGAGGGUUUCUGCUGCCAACAGUAGGCCACCAAAUCCCCAGUGAUCUAUUGGCAAUCGUCAUGAACGCUUUCUAAUAAUGCUUC
This is a messenger RNA of Musa acuminata subsp. malaccensis (wild Malaysian banana), 1852 nucleotides long. RefSeq names its product pyruvate decarboxylase 1-like. Gene Ontology annotation, molecular function: magnesium ion binding; pyruvate decarboxylase activity; thiamine pyrophosphate binding. Gene Ontology annotation, cellular component: cytosol. Lineage: Eukaryota; Viridiplantae; Streptophyta; Magnoliopsida; Zingiberales; Musaceae. The record is from RefSeq and is a predicted model, not a curated record.